ACCGCGCCCCUUCCUCCACUUAUCCUUCCUUCUCAUUGUGUUCUGUUCACACAAAUGAAGAUGGAAAGAGGAGAGAGGCAAAGGCAACAUUUAAAACUUUUAUAACAAAGUUAACGCAGACUAGUUGUUAUCCUACCCUCCCUCCUCACCCCAAAACCACACACUUUCUAUUAAGCACUAAGCCGUGAGUGUCUGUAGUGCCAAAUUACCACUUGGAACGGGCUAGAGUCCAGAAAACCUUCAAGGAGACAAUAAGGCCUUGGUUUAGUUUUAAAAACCAGGCCUACGGUAAAGUAACAGUCACACAUAUUGUACUUGAUCUCUCACACCCACUGCACAAGAGGCCAGUGUAUUAUUGUAGUUUAAAGGUGUUUUGGCAAGUGGUGAGGUUUUGGCCUUGAAAGUAGAUCAGUGCAUUUGUGGUUUGUGCCAAAAAUGGCUUCGGGGUCGGAGGAGGACCUAGAGGAUGGGGAAUUGCCGUCAAGUGAAGAUGAAAGUCAAGAAAUAAAACAAGAUGAAAUUGAUAAGCCAGAUACUGUAGAGCCAGGGGUAGAUACAAUAAGAACUGGUGGAGAGAGUUCUUUAAAACGACCGUUUGAGUCAACAGAAGGCGAUAAUGACGAAGAGAAAGAUAAUAGAGACACGCCUACAUCACCUCCAACAAAGAGGCCAAAGAGAGACAAGGAAGGCGCUAGAAGUGGUGGAUCUGACGGAGAAGAAGGAGAAAUAUUCUCAGACGAUGAAGAGGCAGCAUACUACCCACAACUAGUCAAACCAAAGAAUGACAGAAACACUUCCUCGCCUUUCUCGCAGGACACAUAUGGUCACUAUGGCGACAGAGAAAAUCAUACUUCCUACCGGUCUCGUGAAGGUGGCCGUUAUCGCCACCAUAACCGACGGUGGACACAACAUGAGAACGAGAGAAGAGAGAGGGGGAACAACCGGGCCAGUGACCUUGUGGGCACACCCAUACGACACGACCGUUACCAUGGUGACAAGAAAUGGAGUGAUUACAGUCCCUCCUUGACUCUUGAGACAAUUGAAAGUCGAAUCAGCAGAAAUCUGGCGUUACUUCCGACUCCAAAAACCAAUCAAAUCAGCCUAGACGAAAUGAACUAUCCUGCCCCGCCCCAAUGGUACCUGAAAUCAGUAUCUGCUUUUCAUAAAAAUAAAGCAUAUCAGAAGAAAUUUGAAGACACAAUCAGUAGCAGUAAUAGUGCCUCUAAUACUGAAGAGGAACCUGUGGGGUACACUGUUAAUGAUGAACUAGAGGUAUCACCCGUCAAACAGGUCAAUCCAGUAUCAUCUGAUACGCCUCCUCCUAUCAGUCACCAGCCAAUCCAACAGACACUCCUUGAAACCAGCCCCUCCUCCUCCUCCUCUUCUACUGAUACUUUCAAUUCUACUCCAUUGGUUAGCACAGCAACGACACCUGUUUCCAUGGAAACACGAGUGUCUCCAAUAGUCAACACGUCUCUCUCAAUGUCCCCUCAAGAGGUUGGGCCUGACCAUCAGCUCAAGACAAGUGAAAGAGGAGGAGGAGGAGGAGGAAACUUAGUAACUUCUCAAGACAUUGUACCAGGGCCUCCAGCAGCUUUGUCUUUAGUAGAGGCAGAGAAAGAGAGUAGGGAAGAUGAAAACUCACAGCUUCUCCAAUUAACUGUAAGAAGAGAAGUACCGACAGUAGCAUCCAUUACCAAAGGAAAGAGAAGAGGUGGUAGAAAGUCGUCGUCUCCGGCUGUAAGAAAAAGAAAUUUAAGAACUAGCACAAACAAGACCAGCAGUCCUCUCUUAGUGUCCAUUAAACUGUCAAGACUGCAGAUGGACAGCGGUCGACUGGUCGAUAGCGAGGACACCGGGUUUAAUUAUGACGAUUAUCUUGACCAGUUGAACAACGAGGAGGAGGAGGAGGAGGUGGGAGAGGAUGAGAAUAAUGGCGGGUUUGACUUUAAAGCAGCAGCUGCUGAUUUUUGGAUCGAUACUAGCCCGUCAAAAGGAGGAGGGACUGGGACAAAGUCUGAUACGACUAGCAGUCCUUUGGAUGAAGAGUUUCCACUGCUACAGGGAGAUAAAAGACCAAGACUCAAUAGUGGGGGCCCUGAGAGUACUGGUAGUUUAACGGCAAUCGUUGGAGAGCAAACUGUUGAUGAGGGUGUACAUGUACUAGAAUUGGAGAAAAAAAAAGAUGAUUCCCAAAUGUUGAAGAAAAAUAUAUCGAAAAUGAAAAUACCGCGAAAGAGGAAAGAGAAGGAUAACGGCAAAGUAGGAGGAGAGAACCCAAACGAGAGUCCCGAGAACGUACAUGUACAACAUGUACCAGCAGAUCAACAGGAGCCACAGCCGCCCACUAACCCAGCUGCUAAAAUACCCUGCAAGUACUUCCUCAAUGGUCACUGUAUUCAUAAAGACAAUUGCAUGUACAGUCAUGCUGUCAAGAGAGAGAAGAAGAGAGAGAUGUGCAAGUUCUUUUUACAAGACGCUUGCGACAAAGGAGACGACUGUCUCUUUUACCAUGGUGGUUUCCCAUGUCGGUACUUUCACACCCGCCACAUGUGUUACCAUGGAGACAAGUGCAAGUUCUCCCACGCCCCUCUUACCCAAGAGACCUAUGACAUACUAAUGAGCGUCAUUGAACCAAAUAUGAGAGAUUUUGUUCGUUACCCUCCCCCUCCUCCUCAUCCUUUGGCUCCACCCACUGCCACACCCAUUCCAUUUGAAGGACCUGAAUCCAGAGCACCUAAUCCUUUGGAUUUACCUCCAGGGCCUUAUGGACCAUCGUACCAUAAUCCACCACCAGUUGAUGGACACUGGUCGACCGAUGUUACCCAUGAGAGGAAUGUACAUGUACAUGUACAUGUACCCCAGCCAGUGGACGAGGGUCAGCACUGGGCACAGAAACUUGACGAGGAAGAAAAAUUAAAGACCAACGUUCGACUGUCUCCUGGAUUUAAUGUGUCGGAACUGUUUCCUGAACCACACCCCCAGGUGCUACCUCAUGAGCUAGCAACUCAGCUACGUAAAGUGUUACUACCCACUCCAUUAACAACUGAGAAAGAGAAUGAAGAAGAGAAGAAGAAAGAAAAUGAAGAGUUUGAGUUGGAGUACUGGGAAAAUAAGGACAGAGACGCCUCGGACUCAAAUACAGGGCAGGAGCAACCUUCACCUAACUCCCUCCCUCCCUCCUCUCUCCCUCCUCCUCCUCCUCCUUUCCAUUCUCCUCCAUCAUCCCAUGUCCAGUCUGCCCCACAGCCCCAGCAUGUCUUUACUGAUCAUACUCGCCCAUUAUUAGACCAACCUGCACCACCUGCUUUAAUGCCGGUCGGCCCCAGGCCAGGGUUCAUGCCCCCUCCACCGGGUCUGGUACUCAUUCGUCACAGUGUACCUCCCCCUCGUUCCUUUCACCCGCACCAUCCCAUAAUCAUAAGAGGUCCGCCAAAUCUUGCUCCGCCUUUUUAUCCUGGACCACACCCCCCUGUUGACCAAACGCCUCCUUUAUUAGGCCCGUCUCCUCAGCAUAGAUUUGCACCACCUCCUCACGUGGUUGGGUCUGGGAUUAUUAGUGAAACAGCACCGGACCCCAGGUCUGCUAGCGAUCCUCGGUUCUCAAGAUCAGCUAAAUCCCCGCCACGCCCACAGCCACUCCAUCAGUCCCCGCCUACUUCUCGUCCUGAUGCUACUAACCCUGGUCCUCCUCCUCUAGCUCCUUCCUCUCGUUCGUCUGAAAACUUUUCAUCAUCAGCUUCUCAGAGUUUGCCAGAGACCAGAGCAAGGGGAGGCGUGUCAGCUCCACCCACAUCAGCCUCGUCAGUUUGGGGUAGCUCGGGGAGCACCUCUGCUAAAACUGAAACUGUUAGAUUAGUUAACCCGAGAGAGAAAUACUCUCAUUUAAAGAUAAAACCAAAAACGAGUGGAGGAGGAAGAAUGUCACCUGAUUCCUCUGCUCUUAGCUCUGUCCUUAAGAAACAGCACGAGGGACCUGCAGAGGAUAAAAGAAAAGAUGAAAGACACCUCCCGUCCCUCCUACAGAAAACAGCCGUAUUAGACAAACCACUCCCACCUCACGAACUGUUCGGGACUCCGCCCAAAGAUGCCGAGAACAUAUCCUUAUUUGGAAGUCGUCAGCAGGUGCCAGAUUCUCCUAUUCCAAAUGAGACCCAAGCAUUUGGAGAGAUAAAAAUGUCUACCCUCUCCAUACCUAAGGAAUUACAAGAGUCAAUGGAGGGUGACAUUAAAGAGGGCGGAGACUCAGAGGAAGGCCAUGCCCCUUCUGUUCCAUCCUACCUGACCCACCUUGGCUUGGGGGACGAGAAUGACGUUCAAAUUGAGAGUGCCUUUAGUUCUUUACAAGCUAAGCAAAGACGACUGAGUGAAAUGUCAGCAUCUAUAGUCUCUGAAGACACUCUCUCAAGUCAACCGGAGCCACACCCCUCUUCAGAUGUGACCACGCCCACUACAGACGCAAGUAAUAUAAGCAAAAUGUUUAGUUUCGGCUCUAGCCUUUAUUAAUUAUUACUUUUGUACUUAAAUUGCACAGAAAAGAACAAAAAAUUACAGUCAUAUUAAU
Molecule: messenger RNA, 4564 nt
Organism: Amphimedon queenslandica
Lineage: Eukaryota; Metazoa; Porifera; Demospongiae; Haplosclerida; Niphatidae
Exons: 8
Coding region: 436-4506 (1356 amino acids)
Biological process (GO): negative regulation of DNA-templated transcription
Cellular component (GO): nucleus
Molecular function (GO): RNA binding; metal ion binding
Source: RefSeq, a predicted model, not a curated record